Molecule: messenger RNA, 7289 nt
Organism: Nothobranchius furzeri (turquoise killifish)
Lineage: Eukaryota; Metazoa; Chordata; Actinopteri; Cyprinodontiformes; Nothobranchiidae
Source: RefSeq, a predicted model, not a curated record
UUAUUUGUGGACGGAAAUGACAGGAAACGUGGGUUUGGAGGUGGCGAGCGCAUGAAGAGGUGGAGGAGAAUGAAAGACAAAUUUGUCUGUGUUAAAAAGUCUCUUAUGUACAAAAAACAUAAUAUAAACACACUAUCUUGGACCGGAUACAUGACAGGAUACCACAGAACAGCGCUACGCCCUCUGUUGUCCUGCCGGGCAAUUCCUUUGCAACACUCUCCAGGAGACGGAGAAGUAUGAGAGCAAAAGGCUUCCGUCAGUCCGUGCAUGUCUGUCCCGUGCGGAGCUGACGGAGAAGCAUGAACCAGGCUUUAGUGUGAAGUGAAAGUGUUAAUAGUUAUAUGGAGCAAAAAUGUUAAACAUUCAUAAUAAUAUUGUGAUAUAAUUGUGUUCAUACUGAUAGAUUAAAUUACUAGAAUCAACAAUUACUGAUCUGAUGUAGGUUAAGAUCUGAAAUGAAUCAUUACAGGAAAAACAUUAAUUUUAACCCACAAUGUAAAGUAUAGGACACAUUAAUCAAACUCUUUGGAUUUAAACAAAUUGUUCAUUCAUCAGAAUAUGAGGUUUAAAAAAAGGUAAUUUACGACAAGAAAGAUAAGCUUUAUUCUGAGAGUAAAAGUCUUGUCUUCUGCACGAGACCUUGGCUUUCCAGCUAAGAUACAGAAGCUAGAAGAAGGACUUAUUAUGGCUCCCUUAUUUGGUAACAAGGUCAAUGAGCAGUGCUUUUCUGGUUUGGAGACCAGACAGACGUGAUGUGGCUCACCAGAUCAUCUCAUCGAAUCAGCACUACGGUGUCAGAUUGACCCGUAUGAAGAAGUAGUUUGGGCCCACAAGUUAAAAGUUCACUUUUGGUAAUUUUGAUUAAAUAUUUGGUGUAGGAGACAAAUUAAAUGUUUUUUUGUUUAAUAUUAUGGCGCAGGUGUUUUAAUUUUUCAUCGUGCUGCAGGUGAUGGUGGGGGGCGUGGUUGCCGAGUUCUUACCUAUCAGUUGAGCGUCCAACUGCCUUGGUGAGCGGUACUCUUGAAAACUUUUCUGUUGACCGUUGUCGUGUUACUUUAAACCAUUUAAUAUAUAACAGAAGCCAAUUCAUUCCAUCUCAACCUAUUUAUUUUAACCACAAAUAAAUCAACUCAAAAAAUAAGAAGAAUCAGAAUGGUUUGUUGGAAGACGCUUCACAGCCAAGGCCACUCACCCACAGCAGCGUUUUUAAUGGAAAGAAGCUGCUACACUUAGUCAACAGAAAAGUUGCUCCAUGCAUCAAACAAGAAGAAGAUUGUGAGGAAGGACUGUGUGGAGGGACGGCUUUGUGGAUCGGAGGAUUAUCGCCUUUGGAAGGAGUUUGGAAGCGGCCGCACUCAGGCACUGGAAAUGGAUCAGCUGAUCUGCCGUCAUGAAUGGAAAGCAGCGCAACGCCCCCGUCUGAAGCGGUAGGACACUGAUUUACUCUGUGUAAUAGUUGAUCAUGAUGAACACAGUUUGAAAGUCACCGCUUGUCCAUUGAGGACAUUACUGGGGUGUGAUGUGCGGAUGCGGAAGAGCAAAUGCUGGAGGAAGCUGCUGUGAAUCUUGCCUCGUGAUGCAGCAGGCUGUGCGUAUUGGUUUGUGCUGAAGAACAGCUGUUUCCGCCAAACAAAGCCGUCUGAAGACGUUUUGCAACUUCUGUGACAGCAGCUGAAAAGAAAAAUGACGAGGACAAGAAAAUAAAAAACGCCACAGAGCUAAUGAAUUGCUUGUUUUGUAAAGGAGACCAUCUUCUAGAAGUGUUGAAAGUUUGAAAGUACAGCACACAAAGAUAAAAUCACUUUUCUAAAAACAAAUGGUGUCUGUUUUGGAUGUCUUUGUAAAGGUCACAUUAGUAAGGACUGCAGAAGGCGCUUAAACUGCAAAACAUGUGGUUUAAAACAUCCUCAAAUGCUACACAUACAUCAAAAAAGGACAACAAACAACAAGAAGGAACUAUGGAACAAGCUGGUGAACGUGCUGUAGUCUCUAUUCAGACAAGUGCUCUUACUGGGGCCGGUAGAGAUAAAAUCAAACUGUCAAUAGUACCUGUGGGGGUUAAAUCUAAAAAAGGAAAUGUGACACUGAAUACCUAUGCAUUUCUUGACCAAGCUUAUGAAUGAGCUAAAUCAUCAAGGAAGAAAGUUCAACAUUCUGUUAAGAACCAUGGGACAAAAGAACAUUGUUGAAACACAUAUUUUUUCAAAUGUGGAAGUUGUUGGACUGGAAGACGAUGAAUUUUGUGAUCUUCCUAUUCUUUAUACCCAGAGGGCUAUGCCCGUGAAUAAAGAAACUAUUCCAAAUGAAAGUGACAUAAAACAGUGGUCAUAUUUGAAGUCAGUACAUCUACAUGAAAUCGACUCAGAAAUUAAUUUGCUGAUUGGCUCGAAUGUGCCUAAAGUUCUAGAACUGCUAGAUGUGGUCAAAAGUGUUGGAGAUGGACCAUAUGCUGUUAAAACUGCACUUGGCUGGACAGUUAAUGGACCUUUGGGUGAAACACAAACCGAAGAGGAACCACAGAUAAGCGUCAAUAGGAUAUCUGUGGAGAAGCUUGAUGAACUCUGGAAUCUGCAAUUCAAAACAGAUUUUCCAGAAUGUGCCAGAGACGAAAACGAACCUUCCAAAGAAGGUCAGCAAUUUCUGGACAAGGUUUCUAACAAUGCCAAGUUGCAAGAUGGACAUUAUCAAAUCGGACUCCCAUUUAAAGAUUCAAAAUUCUGCAUGCCACAUAAUAGAGCUGUUGCAGAACAACGUCUUCAAAAUCUGAAAAGAAAGUUUAUAACGAACUCAACUUUUCUUCAAGACUACAAUAACUUCAUGUCUGACACAAUCUCCAAAGGUUGUGCAGAAAAGGUACCAGAAGACAAUCUGGAACGCAACGAUUGCAGAAAAUGGUACCUACCUCACCAUGGUGUACUCCAUAUGCAAAAGAAAGAACUCAGGGUGGUGUUCUGUGGGGCCAAGUACAAUGGAGUGGCGCUGAAUAGCCAGCUCUUACAGGGGCCUGACUUAACCAGCACAUUGAUCAGAGUUCUGACAAGAUUUCGUAAAGAACCUGUCGUUAAUGCUGCAGACAUUAAAUCAAUGUUCUGUCAGGUAAAGGUACCAGAAGAGGACAGAGACUUGUUAAGAUUCUUGUGGCGGCCCGGAGGAGAUUAUACUCAAAACAUGGUCGAAUACAGAAUGACAGUACAUGUUUUUGGAGCAACAUCAUCUCCCAGUUGUGCAAAUUUUGCACUAAGAAAAUGUGCUGAAGAUCAUGGACCACAAUUCAGCCCUCAAGCAGUGAGUAUAAUCUUAAACUACUUUUAUGUUGACGACUGCCUGGUCUCCGCAGCUUCUGAAGAGGAAGCAAAAGCUCUCUAUUAUGAACUCAGUGCAAUAUGCUUGAAAGGAGGCUUUCUGCUGAAUAAGUGGAUAAGCAACAGUCGGGAUGUAUUGGUUGCAAUACCUGAAGCUUACAGAGCAAAAGAAAUAAAGGAUUUUGACUUAACCAACUACAAGCUUCCAGUAGAAAGAGUUUUGGGUGUUCAAUGGUGUGUUGAACCUGAUGCUUUCAAGUUCAAAAUCGUUUUGAAAGCUUUACCAUUAACACGACAUGGAAUUCUUUCUGCAGUAAGCUCUGUUCAUGACCCCCUUGGACUGUUGGCACUUGUGAUAUUGAUUGCCAAAAAGAUCUUACAAAAUUUGUGUCGAAGAAAGAUUGGAUGGGACGAUCUGAGACAGUCAUGCAGGAGUGGACUCUUUGGCUACAAGAGCUCCCGAGGUUGGAUGAUUUUCAAGUUAAUCGCUGUUUUAAACCAAACAGUUUUGGAACACUGAAGUCUGCUCAGCUACAUCAUUUUGCGGAUGCAUCUGAGGAUGGCUACGGAACAGUAACAUAUUUACUUGUUAAAGAUGAUCGGAACCAAACCCACAGUGUAUUCAUCAUGGGAAAAUCUUGUGUGGCUUCGUUGAAACAGAUUGCAAUCUCACAAAUGGAACUGAUCGCUGCUACUGUAGCAUGCAGAAUGGAUGUGAUGUGGAAAAAGGAACUCCAGAUUGAACUGAUGGAUUCAGUAUUUUGGACUGAUAGCACCUCGGUGCUAAAAUACAUAAACAAUAAAACAACCCGAUUCUGCACCUUUGUUGCCAACAGAGUUUCUGAGAUCACCAAGGUUUCAAAUGCUCAACAAUGGAGAUACAUCAGAACAGAAAGCAACCCAGGAGAUUUGGCUUCUCGAGGUACCACAGUUACAUCAUUCCGAAAGAAUAAAAAUACAUGGUUGUCUGGACCUUCAUUUCUCCUGUUACCACAAGAGGAGUGGCCUCAUAACCCCGAUGAAGUUGAAGAGAUCUCAUCACAUGAUGCAGAAAUAAAGACAACUGUGAACGCUGCUCAAGCAUCAAGAGAAAUGGAACCAGUUUCUCAUUUCAUUCAAUGUUUCUCAUCCUGGACUAAUUUCAAACAAGCAGUAGCAUGGAUCCUUAGAGUUAAAGAACUGCUUUUAUACAACAGUAGAAGAAGAAUGCAAGCCAAUAAUAUUCCUGAACAAAAACAUGAUGGACAAGCAAAAAAGGAAAAGCUUAUGCUCAUAAACAAUUUGACAGUUCAAGAACUGGACAAUGCUGAAAUUGCCAUAAUCUCCUUUUGCCAAAGGAAAGAUUUUGGAGAUGAAAUUUCCUGUUUAACAAAAGAAAACAAUGUUAACAGAACCAGUCAUAUCCGCAAACUCAAUCCAAUUUUGAAAGAAGGUGUAUUUUGAGUUGGUGGGCGAUUACACAGAGCAUCCAUGCCAGAUGAGAUGAAACAUCCUUUGAUUCUGGCCCAAAGCUCUCACGUUGCAAAUCUAAUCCUACAACAUGUUCAUAAAGAGGUGGGUCAUGGAGGUCGCAAUCAUAUGCUCUCCAAAGUGCGGCAAAAGUGCUGGAUCCCAGGUGUUACAAUACCAAUCAGAAGAAUUGUAGCUAAAUGUGUUGUGUGUCGACGCAUAAAUGCUUCACCAGGACACCAGCAGAUGGCAGAUUUGCCCUUAUAUAGGGUAACACCUGAUAAACCACCUUUCACUUAUGAUGGAAUUGAUUAUUUUGGACCUUUUCCAGUAAAGCGGGGAUGAACCAUUUUAAAGUGCUAUGGUGUGAUAUUCACAUGUUUGGCAUCAAGAGCUAUUCACAUAGAAAUGGCAUCAUGACUGGAUACAAAUUCAUUUAUCAAUGCCCUUCGCCGUUUUAUUGCCAGACAAGGUCAAGUGAAAGGACUAAGAUCUGACAACGACACCAGUUUUGUUGGAGCCUAUCGUGAGCUAAAGGAAAUGAUAAAAGGAUGGAAUCGAAGUCAUAUACACAAUACGCUUCUCCAAAAGAACAUAAAAUGGACUUUUCAUCCACCAACUGGUUCUCAUCAAUGGCGGCGUAUGGGAGAGACUUAUACGAUCUGUAAGAAGAGUCCUCAACUCCGUCUUAAACUUACAAAAUCUUGACGAAGAGAGUCUCAGGACAGUUCUCUGUGAAGCUGAAGCUGUUUUGAACAAUCAACCCAUUACGAAAGCUUCUACGGAUCUGAAUGACCUUGCAGCAUUGACCACUAACCAUCUGCUACUCCUGAAAAUGAUACCAUCACUUCCACCAGGAUGUUUUCACAAGGAAGACCUGUAUUUACGUUGAAGAUGGAAACAAGUCCAAUAUAUGGCAGAUCUAUUCUGGAAGCGAUGGAUCAAAGAGUAUCUUCCACAACUACAACAAAGACAGAAGUGGUUCAACCCACAACGGAACUUAAUGCCUGGAGACAUCAUGAUCAUCAUUGAUGAGUCAGCGCCACGGAAUUCCUGGCAAACUGGAAAAAUUCAAGAGACUAUCGAAGACAAAAAAGGAUUUGUUCAUCAUCUUCGGAUCAAGACAAAGAUUGGAUUCCUGAAUAGACCCAUUAACAAAGUCUGUCCUUUGCAGGAGACGGAGAACAUUUAGGAACUUGGACUGAAGUUUCACCGUAAUGUUUUGUUUUAUUUUCUUCAUGGAAUAUUGGCUUUGUAGAUUUACCAGGAAAUUAUAGGUAACCAUAUUGAUGAAUGUAAUACUAAAAUGUAAAUAGUUUUGUUUGAAAUUUAGAACUGACAUAACCUGAGAUACUUGAGUUUUGUAAUUAUUAUUUGAAGUAUAAUAAUUAGGGGUCGGUAUUGUAGGAGCCAAAUUGAAUGUUGGUGUUUUAAUUUUUCAUCAUGCUGCAGGUGAUGGCAGGGGGGCGUGGUCGCUGAGUUCUUAUCUGUCAGCUGAGCGUCCAACUGCGUUGGUGAGUGGUUGUCUUGAAAACUUUUCUGUUGACCGUCGUCGUCGUCGUGUUACUUUAAACCAUUUAAUAUAUAACAGAAACCAAUUCAUUCCAUCUCAACCUAUGUAUUUUAACCACAAAUAAAUCAACUCAGAAAAUAAGAAGAAUCAGAAUGGUUUGUUGGAAGACGCGUCACAGCCAAGCCCACUCACCCACAGCGGCGUUUUUAAUGGAAAGAAGCCGCUACACUUGGCCUUUUGGUACGCUACAGCACUCACACACUAGCAUCGGCUCCUCUCGACCUGGACUUCGUGUGUGUGUGUGUGUGUGUGUGUGUGUGUGUGUGUGUGUGUGUGUGUGUGUGUGUGCAUUUGUGAGUGUUUUAAGUGUAGGUGUGUGUAAGACUGUGUAUGUGUGUUUGUGUGUGUGCGUUUGUGAGUGUUUUAAGUGUAGGUGUGUGUAAGACUGUGUGUAUGUGUAAGAGUGUGUGUGUGUGUGUGUGUGAGCGUGACAGAGACCAGAUGUGUUCUUGGAGUGCUGAGAAGGAUUCACACGGAUGGUUUGGGAUUGGGUUAGGGUUAGGAGGAAUCAGUUCAGAUGAACGAGUCGUUCAUCUGAACUCUGAUUAUUCAUUGAAAUCAACAGCUAUGCAUUUAUGCUCCCCAUACACUGUUAUUCCUGUUUGGAGGCUAAUCAAAGGUACCUUUUCUUGGUUUGUGAGGAGCUUUGAAAUGGAGCUCGGAGCGCUGAAGCUCCUUAGAUGAGAGGCAAAAUGUCCAGUUUUGUCUGCACCUUCUAGGAACUAUGAGCACCUUCUCAACCCUCCAGAGAGGAAUUAACAGGAAAAUAAUAUUCUCAUUUUGAUUUAAAUUCAUGCACUUUGUUGCAGAUUUGCUUCACUGAAUCAGACUUGGUGUGACCACCACAUGACAACAAAACACUCACCAUAACUGCCAGCUUAAUCAGAUAAAUAAAUCCCAGUUUCCAACAGUUUUUGAGAAUAUUUCUAAUGGAGAGAAGUGACGCGAACAGUCUCACCUUUUCU